AUGCUGACCCUACUGAGGUGCCGACUGCCUGGGAGCCGUUACCCCUGGAGGGUGAGGGCGGCCUCGGGACUGAGCAGCAGCCAGGAGAGACCCGGGCAGAAGAAAUACCGCGACACCGUACUGCUCCCUCACACCGACUUCCCCAUCCGCCUCAGUCCAGAGGACACCGUCACCACCGAGCGCCGCCUGCAGGAGGAGUGUAACUUCUUGCAACUUUACAACUGGCAAAGAGCCAGAAAAUCCAAGAAAGAGUUCAGCUUGCAUGAUGGGCCACCCUAUGCUAAUGGGGACCCUCAUGUUGGACAUGCACUGAAUAAGAUCUUAAAGGACAUUAUAAAUCGUUUUCAUAUGUUGCGGGGUUUACAAGGUGUCGUAUGUUCCAGGAUGGGAUUGUCAUGGGUUACCAGUAGAACUCAAAGCCCUGGCUGAUGUUGGAGACAAAGCCGACAGUCUGACGCCUAUGGAAAUCAGAAGUAGAGCCAAGGCAUUUGCAGAAGAAGCCAUAGAGAAGCAAAAAGCAUCAUUCAUUCGCUGGGGAGUGAUGGCAGACUGGGAAAAGUGCUAUUACACCUUUGAUAAGAAUUACGAGGCAAAACAACUGGAUGUCUUCAGCAAAAUGCAUGAAAAGGGCCAUAUUUAUCAGGAUUACAGACCUGUGUUUUGGUCUCCUUCAUCAAAAACAGCACUGGCUGAAGCAGAGUUGGAAUAUAAUCAGCAACAUGUCAGCCGAUCCAUCUAUGUAAAGUUUCCUUUGCAGAAACUUCCUCCUAAUUUGGCAUCUAUAAUAUAGAUGGCACCACGAAAGUUAGUGCUCUGAUUUGGACAACACAACCAUGGACCAUUCCUGCUAACCGGGCUAUCUGUUAUAUGCCAGCUUCAUCAUAUUCUUUGGUGAAGUGUCUAACAUCAGGAGAGCUUUAUAUUUUGGCUACUGAACUUGCUGAUUCCACAUCACUUUCCCUGGGAACUAAGUUUGAAGUAAUUUCAACAUUUAAAGGGACGGAUCUUGAAACCGGUUCAUGUGAUCACCCCACAAUACCAGGAAGGGUCUCUCCGUUUGUCCCAGCCAAUCAUGUCACCAUGGGAAAAGGUACAGGCCUUGUGCACACUGCACCUGCCCAUGGCAUUGAAGACUUCAGUGUCUCUUCUCAUCAUAAAUUAUCAGUGGACUGCCUGGUGGAUGAAGCUGGUUGCUACACUUCUGGAGCAGGGGCUGACUUAGAAAACAAAGCUGUACUUGAAGAUGGCAAUGAAGCUGUCAUAAAGAUGUUACUAGGUUCCAAGAACUUACUAAAGGAGGAGAGUUUUGUCCAUAGCUACCCAUAUGACUGGAGGACCAAGAAGCCUGUUAUUAUUCGUGCCAGCAAACAGUGGUUUGUCAGCACCACCAACAUUAAAGACAAAGCUCAGGAAGCUUUAAAGAAAGUGAAGUUUGUUCCGGCCUCAGCCACCAACCGCAUGUUGAAAAUGCUUGAAGAACGAACAUACUGGUGUAUAUCGAGACAGCGUAGUUGGGGAGUUCCGAUCCCAGUAUUCUAUCACAAGAGACGCGAGAGCCAUUGAUGAACAAGCACAGCAUUGGGCAUAUCGUGAAACUGGUGAAGCAGCAUGGUAGUGAUGUAUGGUGGACACACCCUAUAGAAGAAUUACUUCCAAAAGCCAUACUUAAACAGGCAGGUAGCAGUGCUGAAGUGUUGGAGUUUGAGCCUGGACGGGAUGUUUUGGACAUUUGGUUCGACAGUGGAACAUCAUGGGCGUGUGUGUUGGAAGAUACAGAACAGAGAGCUGAUGUGUAUAUUGAAGGCAAGGACCAGCUCGGAGGAUGGUUUCAGUCUUCUCUCCUCACCAGUGUGGCUUCCAGGAACAAAGCACCAUAUAAGAAUGUAGUAGUCCAUGGAUUCGCUCUGUCCGAAACAGGAGAGAAAAUGUCUAAAUCUGUAGGAAACGUGGUGGACCCAGAUGUCGUCAUAAAUGGGGGGCAGGACAAAACAAAAGAGCCAGCCUUUGGAGCUGAUGUCUUACGAUGGUGGGUGGCUGAGUCCAAUAUCUUUACUGAAGUUCUCAUUGGGCCUACUGUACUAAAUGCAGCACGGGAGGAUAUCAAUAAGCUGCGGAACACAGUGCGCUUCAUGCUGGGUAACCUUUCUAGAUUCAGCCCAGAGACGGACUCUAUACCUGUCCCAGAGAUGUACAUCAUAGAUCAGUACAUGCUGCAUAUACUCCAGGACUACGCCAGCAAGGUAACAGAGGCCUAUAAGAAUUACGAGUUUGGAAAAGUUAUCCGUCUGCUGGAGGCCCUGAUCACCAGAGACCUGUCCAGCUUCUACUUCAGUAUAAUAAAAGACAGGCUUUACUGCGAGGAGGAGAAAGAUCCCAAGCGCCGUUCCUGUCAGACAGUCUUGGCCGAGGCUUUGGAUAUUGUGGUGCGCUCAUUUGCACCAAUCCUUCCACACCUAGCAGAAGAAGUGUUCCAGUAUGUGCCUUAUAAGAAAGAAAACCAGAGUGUUUUCCAUGGAGGCUGGACAGUGUCAAACUCUGUGUGGAGAAAACCUGGCCUUGUAGAAGCUGUGGAGGCCGCUUGUUCCAUUAGAGACCUCUUUCUGGGUUCCAUUCCGGGAAAGAAUACCGCUGAGUAUGAACUCACAGUUGUCAUUGAGCCUGGACUGUUGUUUGAGUUGAUGGAGACGCUGCAGGCGGAGGAGACAUCCAGCACAUCACAGCUCAAUGAACUGUUAAUGGUGUCUCAGACCAGCCUUGUGACAAAGUUACCGCUAGACCUACAAGCAGAGGCCAUUGAGCUCAAUGGAUCUUUCCUUAUCAACUUAGAAGAUGGGGACAUCUGUGAGAAUGAGUCGUACAAAGUUGUGAUUCAGCAAAGUACCAAAGAGCGCUGCCCCAGGUGCAGGAAAUACACCGCCACCUCUGCACUGACGCCUUGUCCACGAUGCCUGGAAGCCAUUGCCGGGAAAUGGAGCUAG
Staurois parvus is the source of this 2978-nucleotide messenger RNA. The record is from the annotation of a GenBank genome assembly. Lineage: Eukaryota; Metazoa; Chordata; Amphibia; Anura; Ranidae.